CCAUCUCCCCCUCUUUGCCGUUGGGGAGCAUCUUCAUCACCUCUCCAUCCACCAGUCCUUCAUUCAGCAUGCGUCGUUUGUUCGUCGCUGCUCUCGCCGCCGCGGGCCUCGCCGGCACCCUCGCUCACGACUCGCACAAUGUUUCGCGUCGCAAGACGCUCAGCUUCGGCCCUGUGCACCCCCACGCGUCCUACCACACCAACCCGGUGUACCACACCAGCCUCCUCCGCGCGUCCGAGGACCCCCUCGACGUCGCUCGCCUCUUCGUGGAGGAUCUCGUCCGCGAUAUCCCCGGCAGCGACUUUGUCGUUCGGAAGGACUCGUACACGGACGAGGCGACCGGCAUCACCCACGCUUACGUCCGCCAGUACAUCAACGGCAUUGAGGUCGCUGAUGGCGACAUUAACGUCAACAUCAAGGAUGGUGUAGUCCUCUCGUACGGCGACUCGUUCUUCCGUCCGAAGACCGCGACCACCUUCAACGUCGCAGACGCUGUGAGCGGCAAGGUCGACCCUCACGCAGACUACUGCCGCACCCUCGAGGACGAGAUCACCUCUCAGCUCCGAACGGUCGAUCGCACCUCUCGCAAGGCCCCAGUCGAGGCCACCGCUCUUGAGCAGCUGUCAUACCUGUACGAGUGGAACUGCAAGUUCGUUGACGCCCCGGACAUGAUGGCGCAGGACCCCGAGUUCUCCGCUGUGGAGGAUGUCGCGUCUGGCGAUAUCUCCCGCGCGCUUUUGCAGUUCAUGCUGGCCGCUACGCCUAGCGAGGACUUGCAGCAGGAGAUCAUGGACGACCCUUCCAAGUUCAUCCCCAAGAUGCGUGUGUCGUUCGAGCACCACAUGUCGGAGCAGCCGUUCUUCACUAUUGAGAACGCUCCUGACGCCGUCAACCCUGUGAAGGGACGCCUUGCGUUCAUCCAGGUGCCGGAAGGUGACUCUACGACUCUGCAGCUCGUCUUCAAGUUCGAGGUUGAGAUGAAGGACAACUGGUACGAGGCCGCGGUCUCCGCCGAGGCGCCUCACCGCAUCAUCUCGGUCGUGGACUGGGCUUCCGACUCUCCUGUCCCCGUCGCACCUGUCCCCAAGGACUCCGAGGGCGCGACUUACAACGUCUUCGCCUGGGGCAUCAACGACCCGUCGGUCGGUGAGCGCUCGAUCCAGAAGGAGAACUUCGAUGCUCUCGCGUCCCCGCUCGGAUGGCAUGCGUUGCCCUACGCGAACGACCCCCACUCUGAGAGCGUCCGCCCCAAGGAUGCGUCGAAGAUCCGCAACACCACAACCACGUGGGGCAACAACGUUUUCGCGCACGAGGACUGGGAGGGCCGCAACAACUGGGUGAACAACUACCGUCCGGAUGCCGGCUCUAGCAAGGCGUUCGACUUCAAGUACUCACCAAAGAAGACCGACACGACCGACGCCCUCGAGGAGGCCCAGAAGUACAUCAACGCCACCGUGACGCAGCUGUUCUACACGUCGAACUUGGUGCACGACCUCUUCUACCGCUACGGCUUCAACGAGGUUUCCGGCAACUUCCAGCAGCACAACUUCGGCCGUGGCGGUCAGGAGAACGACGCUGUCAUCGCCAACGCGCAGGACGGUAGCGGGUACAACAACGCUAACUUCAUGACGCCGCCCGACGGUCAGAACGGUCGCUGCCGGAUGUACCUCUGGAACACCGCAAACCCCUACCGCGACGGUGACCUGGAGGCCGGCAUCGUCAUCCACGAGCUGGCCCAUGGGUUGAGCACUCGUCUCACCGGUGGUCCCGCGAACUCUGGCUGUCUCGGUUGGGGUGAGGCCGGUGGUAUGGGCGAAGGCUGGGGUGACUUCCUGGCUACGACCAUCCGCAGCAACAAGAACUACUCUGACUACGCUAUGGGUUCGUGGGCUGCCAACCGUGACAACGGUAUCCGGAACUACCCGUACUCUCUGAACGAGACCGUCAACCCUUCGACGUACCAGACGCUUGACAAGCCCGGUUACUGGGGCGUGCACGCGAUCGGCGAAGUCUGGGCGCAGAUCCUCUGGGUCGUGUCGCAGAAGCUCAUCGAGAAGCACGGCUUCGUCGACGACCUCUUCCCGCCCAAGCCGCUUGAGGAUGGCACCAUCCCCGAGGGCGACUUCUACCGCAAGCUCGAGUUUACAGCGGACGGCAAGCCGAAGCCGCUCGUGCCCAAGCACGGGAACUCGUUGAUCGUGCAACUCGUGCUCGAUGGCAUGAAGCUGCAGCCUUGCCGGCCCUCGUUCUUCGACGCGCGCGACGCGAUCAUUGCCGCCGACAAGGCGCUCACCGGUGGUGAGAACCUGUGCGAGCUCUGGGAGGGCUUCGCCGCCCGCGGUCUUGGCUUGGACGCAGCCGUCAAGAACCGCACGCCAUGGGGUGGAGGUGUCCGCACCAACGGGCAUGCGCUCCCCAAGGAGUGCAAGAAGGCGGGCGAGCCCGAGCCUCCGACCGAGCCCGCGCCGGGCGACGGCGAUGAUGACGGUGACGACGACGACUGGCCCUGGUUGCAGUGGGUCAUCGAGAAGACCGCGGUGUUCUCGUGGUCGUGGCCGCUCUGAGGACUUUGCCUUGCUCUAGACCUACGUUUUGCUUCCCUGCUUCCAUGCCUGGUCAGGACACGUUGCUGUUGCUUGUCAGAGCGGCGGGGACGUUGCUUGUGCUUGCGGGUGGUUUGGUAGAGGUGAUCGUUGUAAUAUAGAUGCUGCUCAUUUCGGAUGGAUUCUUGUACUACCACUCGCAUAUACAUGAUCUCGUAAUAAC
Molecule: messenger RNA, 2766 nt
Organism: Trametes versicolor FP-101664 SS1
Lineage: Eukaryota; Fungi; Basidiomycota; Agaricomycetes; Polyporales; Polyporaceae
Exons: 5
Coding region: 69-2564 (831 amino acids)
Molecular function (GO): metalloendopeptidase activity; zinc ion binding
Source: RefSeq, a predicted model, not a curated record